Molecule: messenger RNA, 174 nt
Organism: Salpingoeca rosetta
Lineage: Eukaryota; Choanoflagellata; Craspedida; Salpingoecidae
Exons: 2
Coding region: 1-174 (57 amino acids)
Source: RefSeq, a predicted model, not a curated record
AUGCCAGAGGGCCAGGUUGACUCGCUGAUGCAGGAGGUUGCUGACCAGCACGGGCUUGAGCUCGGCUCCGAGCUGUCCAUCCCAUCUGGCAGCGUCUCUGUCGGCACUUCCUCUGCCGCCAACCGCGAGCAGGACGAGCUCUCGGAACGCCUCGCAAAGCUCAGGGGCAACUGA